GACUGUGUCACUGGAGGUCAUGCACUUUAUUUUUAAUUUAUAUUAUUUACGGUUUUCUUAUUAAUUCCAUUAAAUCUUUAAUUAGACGUGUUUCAAUAAAUUAAAACGUCUUAAUGACUGUAUUAGUAUCUAACUACAUGAGUCAAGGGCUUUUUGCAAACACAACAUAGCAAUGGCAGAUCAGUUUUGUUUACGUUGGAAUAAUUUUCAAACCAACAUCGUAAGUGCUCUGGAUUCCCUGAAAUGCUCUGAGGAUCUUGUUGAUGUGACACUUACUUGUGAAGGCAGAAAUAUCAAGGCCCAUAAAGUAAUACUGUCAGCGUGUAGCCCGUACUUUAGGAAUGUGUUCAAGGAGAACCCAUGUCAACAUCCUGUUAUUAUUUUGAAAGAUGUCUCUGCUGAUGACAUCCUGAGCUUGCUGUCUUACAUGUACCAAGGAGAAGUAUUUAUUGAAGAAAGUAAAUUGUCUUCAUUUUUGCAUACAGCAGCAUUAUUACAAAUUAAAGGUUUAACUGGUGUAACACAUCAGAAUGAAGAAUUCUCACCAUCAAAUGCAACAAAUAAACUUUACACUCAACUGACUAUAUAUGCCAAGUCUCAUGGAAAUGUAACUCACAAGGAAACAAAAAUACCAGCCCUGAAGAAACGAAGAAGUAGCACCUCUGACAAACCAAAUGACUUGAAUAAUCUUGAUUAUAAGAAAAGCAAAAUACUGGAAUCAUGUGAUAUUUAUAACAAAAAUAAUGGUUCCCAAUUGAAGGUAGACAACCCAAUGUUUGGAGCCGAAGUUGUUGAACGCAAAGCAGAUAAAGAAUUUUCCAUUGUAAGCAAUGGAAAGAAUCAACAGACAGAAGAAGGCCCUAUAAUUGUGAAAACAGAAUGGAACGAAGAAAAUAGCUCACCAAAUCCGGUUACAUUCAGUUCUGAUAAUGAUGAAAGCCUUCCUGCUUAUGAAAACAGCAUGCUAGCUCGAUCUCUACUCUCAGGAAUCAAUCCAUCCAAAAGUGAUACAUGCACGAAAAAACUGCCCGUAGAAGUACAAAAUGCCAACAGGAAGGAAUCAAACUCAGAAACUACAUUUACACAAAAAAGUCCAUUAAAAAUAGAUGAAGCUCUUGUUAAAAUUGAAAAACCUUCUCCAAAGCCCGAUAUUGAUUAUGAGCCAGAAAUAUUAUUGUCAGAGCAAGAUUCUAAAGAAAACACAUAUUCUGAACAGUCCCAGGCCUUGAUGAUACUUGCAGGUAUGUCAGGUCCAUUAAAUUCUGGUGCUUCAACUUCUCAAAGCGGGCACCAGUCAAAUCAUGCAGCUAUUUGUGGGGACUGCCCACACUGUGGUAUGAAAUAUUCAAAUCAAUCAGCCUUGAAAUAUCAUGUGAGACUAAUGCAUUCAGAUCUUACUAAUAGGCUGUGUUGCUAUUUGUGCCCAAGGUCGUUUACUAUGCGGGAAACAUUCAAAGAACACAUGUGGACAAGUCAUGGCCAACGAAACUAAAUGGUUCUAACCCAUUUUAUGAUACUGUCAAUUUAAUUUGGUGGUAAAAUAUGUCUGAUAAAAAUAUAUUUAAAUUAAUUCAAACAAAAUUAGUACAAAUUUAACAACAUAGUUUAGUAAUAAUUUGUUCAGAAAAAAAAUGCUUAAUAUUUUGCUAUAACUAUUUAUAUAGCAUUUAAAUGUCAAUCUCAAAAAAUACUAUACAAAAAAAAAAAAUUUGUCCAACUUCAAAUAAACUGAAGGUGGUUAUUAUUUGGACAUGUAAUAUUUUAUAAUUCUAUUCAUAUGUAGAAAAUUUAUAGACGUAUUAAAAUAAUCAAAGUGCCUUCUAAAUUAAAUAUUUAUUAAAAAUUAGGUAAUUUAAAAGUAAACUGGCUUCCAAAACCUAGAUCUUCUAAAUAAUGUCCUAAAUGAUGAUGGAAUAUAAUUUGGAUGAAUCUCCUCAAAUAGAAGCUAAUGAAGUGAUACUAAAUUCCUAUAAAAUAUAUAAAUUGGUGCAUAAAGGUUUUAACUUUAAUAGAAUGUUCAAUUAUACGUAGAUUAGAAAUACUAUUGUGCCUUAUAUACAAAUGGUAAAUAAAUAAAUGGUGCCAAUUUGUAUCCAUAUAUCAGUUAAAAAAGUAGUAAUUCUGUAAAAGGAACAAACCAAAAGUCCCCUCACUAUUCCCAACACUGUAACUAGGCGCUAUAAAAUAUGUUUUAUUUGUAAUUUUAAAUAUAAAAGUCAUUGUGGUGCUGUAAAGUUCUGUGGCUAAACAUUAUUAUUCAAUAUUAUUUUGACAAAUGUUUCAAGGUGAAGUGUCACAAGUCCGUCAUAGUAAAAGGCACUGAAAAAGUUUUUUUUUGUGUGGAAAAUCUUUUGACGAAUAUCUAGUAAUUAACAAAUAUAUUUUAGUGCUGUCAAGUUUUUAUGUAUAGGUACCAAGAGUGCAACAUCAACUUUACCAGAAACAAUAUAAUUUUGAAUUCAAUAGAGACUAGCACCACACUUAGUGAACUGUUUAUGUGGAAGGACUGUUAAGUUUCAUAGAUUUUCUGGAUUAUGAUAGUUAAAAUAAUAUUUCUUAUAUAAGUUUGUUCUACAUAUUAACACCACAUAUUUAUAUAACUGGGCCACCAGGCCCAACCAAUGUGCUGUCAUAUACUUUGUCAACUUUAAAAAACCUGGAUUGUUUGUAAAUCCUAUAUAAAUGAUGGAUUGUAUGAAUGUCAUUUCUUAUUAUAAUUAAACUUAUGUAAAGUAGGAUUUCUCAGUAUUAGAAAUUAUUAAGCAAAAUUAUUGUGUUUUGACAAUUAUGUUUGUUGGUUGAGCAACUUAGGAAUAAACAUAAUUUAUGAAAUUAUCAGUAUUUAUAAGUUGUGUAAAAUUAAUGCUGCUCUUUAAAGUGAAAAUUACCCGAAUAAUAUUAGAGUAAUUUGUAUUGUGUAAAAUUGUUGUGGGAAAGGCAUACAUUUAUCGUAAGUUUCGGUACUAAAUCUGUAUUUAAUUGAACAAAACAUAUCCACUGGGACCCUGAGCUUAUGGUUUUAAUAGCAAUUAUUAUAAAUAUAUUUUAUUUGUAGAUCAUUUUUUUUAAAUUUAUCGACAGAAUAUACCAUAUUUCAAAUAAUACUAUGUAACCCUAAACUCAGGCAUCCGGUACAGGAUUCUUAUAGAAGUUUAUUUUUACCACCAGAAACUGCAAAUCUAUGUGUUUAUGUAAAUAAAGUACCCAUUCGAAAAUUUAUCUUUACGCUCUGUCGAAAAGAGAUAGAUGAGUACUUUAGUGAUUUAUUUUUUAGAUAGUUAGCAACGAAUGUGAAUUAAAAGCAUGGCAAUUAAUAUUUACAGUUUCAGUUGCGUUCUCAUAAAGAUAUCUCAGUAAAAACUGUCGAAACAUAAAUGACAAUUGACUGUUUUUUGUAGCCUUAAUCAAUACGUUUUCGUACUAUACUGCCAAGUUAUCUACUCUGUGCCAAAAGAUCACAGAUGUUACUUUUUUUUAGUUUUAAGAUUGACAAAAUACUUGAAUAUAGACCUAAUUGUUUAGUUUAAAACUAUGUUACCACUUUGUUAUUUCUCAAUUAGGUAGUUAUAAGUGCGCGUAUUUUGUUAUCUAUGUUAGACGAUAUUAUUUUCUGUGGAAUGCCAUUAGUGAAAUAUAAAUUAUUUAAAAAUAGUUUCUACUUAGUUUUAAAUUAUAGAGAGUAAUAUAUUUAGUUAUUUGAAUUAUAAUUUGUCUUUAAAAAUUGAAACGUAUGACUAUACACAUUGUUGAAUUAGAUUAUCAUAGGAUUUUUAUUUUAGUUACGUUAUAAAUUAAAUAUUUUGCUUUGA
Messenger RNA from Pieris brassicae (large cabbage white), 3809 nucleotides. Its product is annotated as protein abrupt-like. The coding region runs from base 173 to 1492 and encodes 439 amino acids. The record is from RefSeq and is a predicted model, not a curated record. Gene Ontology annotation, biological process: regulation of transcription by RNA polymerase II. Gene Ontology annotation, cellular component: nucleus. The transcript has 6 exons. NCBI's taxonomy places the organism in Eukaryota, Metazoa, Arthropoda, Insecta, Lepidoptera, Pieridae. Gene Ontology annotation, molecular function: protein binding.